This is a messenger RNA of Megalops cyprinoides (Indo-Pacific tarpon), 1640 nucleotides long. Its product is annotated as dihydropyrimidinase-related protein 1-like. Bases 128 to 1327 code for a protein of 399 amino acids. The record is from RefSeq and is a predicted model, not a curated record. Gene Ontology annotation, molecular function: hydrolase activity, acting on carbon-nitrogen (but not peptide) bonds, in cyclic amides. Gene Ontology annotation, cellular component: cytosol. NCBI's taxonomy places the organism in Eukaryota, Metazoa, Chordata, Actinopteri, Elopiformes, Megalopidae. The transcript has 9 exons.
UCCUCUUCGGGACACGCGUACCUCUGUUAUUAGCGCCGAUUUUAUUUUACAGAGGAACGCGGGCAGUCUGAACCGACCCUGAUUAAUUUCUCGUUUCGGAGACACUUUCUGGGCGCCUGAAGGCGGAAUGUCCGGGACUGAAUACCGGGGGAAGAAGAGCAUCCCUCAUUUAACGAGUGAGCCCCUGCUCAUCACAGGAGGGAGGGUUGUGAAUGACGACCAGUCGCUCUUCGCCGACGUCUACCUGGAGGACGGGCUGGUGAAGCAGCUGGGGCAGAACCUGACUGUCCCUGAGGGGGUGAAGAUUAUUGAGGCUCAUGGGCGCCUGGUGAUUCCUGGGGGCAUCGAUGUCAACACCUGCCUGCAGAAGCCCUACCUGGGCAGCCCCCCUGUGGACGACUUCUUCCAGGGCACCAAGGCCGCCCUCGCUGGGGGAACCACGAUGAUCUUGGACCAUGUGACCCCCCAGCCCGGGGAGAGUCUCCUGCAGGCGUUUGAAACGUGGCAGGAAGCAGCAGACUUCAGCACUGAGCCCAACAGAACUUCAGCACUGAAACGACGCUCUCUGCUGUGCAGUGGGGACCUGCAGGUGGUUGGCAGUGCACACUGCGCUUACAGCACGUCUCAGAAGGCCAUUGGGAAGGACAACUUCACCCUCAUCCCUGAGGGGACCAACGGGGUGCAGGAGAGGAUGGCCUUCGUGUGGGACAGGGCUGUGGCUGAGGGUAAGAUGGAUGAGAACCAGUUUGUGGCUGUAACCAGCACCAACGCUGCCAAGAUCUUCAACCUGUACCCUCGCAAGGGGCGCGUUGCAGUGGGGUCGGACGCUGACAUCGUGAUCUGGGACCCCGAGCAGAUCAGUACCAUCACCGCCAAGAAGCAGCAGUCGGCCCUGGAGUAUAACAUCUUUGAGGGAAUGGAGUGCAGAGGGGGCCCCCUGGUGGUGAUCAGUCAGGGCAGAGUGGUGCUUGAGGACAACACGCUGCAGGUGCAGGCGGGGGCUGGCCGCUACAUCCCGCGAAAGCCUUUCCCUGACCACGCCUACCAGCUAAUCAACAUGAGGAGCCAGGCAACUGGGAAGCAGGGCGUGUCCCGGGGCAUGUAUGAUGGGCCUGUGUAUGACGUCCCUGCCACGCCCAAGUACAUGACCCCCACCCCCUCAGCCAAGACCUCCCCCACCCAGCACCAGCCUCCACCAAUCAGGAACCUCCAUCUGUCCAACUUCAGCCUAUCAGGUGCCCAAAUCGAUGACAACGUUCCUCGGCGCUCUGGACACCGCAUUGUGGCGCCCCCUGGUGGUCGCUCCAACAUCACCAGCCUGGGCUGAGCUUUGGGGGGUGUAGGUGUGCGUUUACCAGCCGGGGCUGAGCUUUGGGGAGUGAAGGUGUGUGUUUACCAGCUGGGGCUGAUCUUUGGGGGGUGUAGGUGUGUGUUUACCAGCUGGGGCUGAUCUUUGGGGGGUGAAGGUGUGUGUUUACCAGCUGGGGCUGAUCUUUGGGGGGUGAAGGUGUGUGUUUACCAGCUGGGGCUGAUCUUUGGGGAGUGAAGGUGUGUGUUUACCAGCCGGGGCUGAUCUUUGGGGGGUGAAGGUGUGUGUUUACCAGCCGGGGCUGAUCUUUGGGGAGUGGAGGUGUGCGUUU